GUUACCUCAAGAACGUGAUGACGUGGCAGCCAUGUCAGCAAGAGGAGGGCCACGUGGUUCUCUCUAUGAGCUCAGAGAUCCGAGUGUCAUUGGAGGUCUACACUCUACCCUUCACUCUCCUCCCGCUUUCUGCUGUUGAGAAACCAGGGAACAA
Messenger RNA from Closterium sp. Naga37s-1, 154 nucleotides. NCBI's taxonomy places the organism in Eukaryota, Viridiplantae, Streptophyta, Zygnematophyceae, Desmidiales, Closteriaceae. The record is from the annotation of a GenBank genome assembly.